Molecule: messenger RNA, 804 nt
Organism: Charadrius vociferus (killdeer)
Lineage: Eukaryota; Metazoa; Chordata; Aves; Charadriiformes; Charadriidae
Gene: TSPAN15
Product: tetraspanin 15
Exons: 7
Cellular component (GO): membrane
Source: RefSeq, a predicted model, not a curated record
UUUCAGGUGAUCGGAGCCCUUGUUCUCGCAGUUGGGAUUUAUGCAGAAGUUGAAAGACAGAAGUACAAAACUCUAGAAAGUGCCUUUCUAGCCCCAGCAAUUAUUUUAAUACUUUUGGGCAUUAUAAUGUUCCUGGUAUCUUUUCUGGGUGUACUGGCUUCCUUAAGAGACAAUAUAUGCCUUCUUCAAACAUUCAUGUACAUUCUUGGUAUCUGCUUGCUGAUUGAGCUGACUGGUGGAGUGGUGGCCCUCAUCUUCAGAAACCAGACAAUCAAGUUUUUGAACGAUAAUAUAAGAAGAGGAAUUGAGAAUUACUACGAUGAUUUAGACUUCAAGAACAUCAUGGAUUCUGUUCAAAAGAGGUUUAAAUGCUGUGGUGGGGAAGAUUACAAGGAUUGGACACAAAACGUGUACCACAACUGCGCGGCGCCGGGACCGCUGGCCUGCGGGGUGCCCUACACUUGCUGCGUCACAAAUAAGACAGACAUCGUCAACACUAUGUGCGGAUACAAAACCAUUGACCAAGAGCGCUUGAGCGUUCAGCACGUUAUAUAUGUCCGCGGAUGCACGAAUGCCGUGCUAAUUUGGUUUUUGGACAACUACAGCAUCAUGGCUGGUGUGCUGCUCGGAAUAUUGGUACCCCAGUUCCUGGGGGUGUUGUUAUCCAUGCUUUACGUAACUCGGGUGGAAGAUAUCAUCACCGAGCACAAGCUGAGCGAAAGACUGUUUGAAGAAGUCGGUAUCGGGGAGAGAUCUGCCCCCGACUUCGCUGGAGCUGGCUGCUGCAUGUGUUACCCGGGGUGA